UUAAAAAGUAUUUGUUAAAGCCUUAUAAGCCUUACAAGCCAACCAGCUAUGAGCUCCCACAUCGCAGAGUGACAUUCUCCACAGCCAAUCCCGUGCAAGAUCAGCAGGACUCCUCUCAGCAGAGUUACUAUGACAGUGGUCUGGAGGAGUCUGAGACCCCCAGCAGCAAGAGCUCUUCAGGACCACGUAUCGGCCCCCUCGCCCUGCCCGAGGACCACUAUGAACGGACCACCCCUGAUGGCAGCAUUGGAGAGAUGGAACACCCAGAAACCGAUAUUCGCUCACUACCUGAUGUUGCCAUGACGGGAAACUGCAGUCAGGAGUGCAGCGAGCUGGGUCACUCAGAUGCCUGUUGGAUGCCCGGUCAGCCUUCGCCCGUCCGCAAGACCCGCAAUCUCCCUAAACUGUCCACGUUUGUGCCUUAUCAGGAGAGGGGGAGCCUGGGACGCCUGGCUAAUGGGAGCGUGAGGCUGGGAGGAGAGGAGAACAGGCCACGCUUCCCACCUUCCCGUAGUGCCUACUCCAGUAGUGACCACACCCCCAGUGACCACGCCCCACUGGAGGAGGUGCCUCUGAGAGUGACAUCAGAGUUCCCGCCUACCAGCCCCCCCUCCAAUCACACUUCGAAAAGAGAGAUAUACCUGUGAGAUAACCACAUGCACCAUCUUUGAUUGAUGCACAUCAGAAAUUAGAGAGACACGGUUGCGAAAAGAGAACAUCGAAUUUGCGACAGGAUAUAAAUUGGAUAGUGGAAAAAUACGCUAUUGUCAUAAUGUCAGAGUAGAUUUAUUUUAUUUAUUUAUUUAUUCAUUGAUUCAUUCAUCUAU
Molecule: messenger RNA, 827 nt
Organism: Sinocyclocheilus anshuiensis
Lineage: Eukaryota; Metazoa; Chordata; Actinopteri; Cypriniformes; Cyprinidae
Product: protocadherin-9-like
Exons: 3
Coding region: 255-647 (130 amino acids)
Source: RefSeq, a predicted model, not a curated record